Fusarium musae is the source of this 1470-nucleotide messenger RNA. RefSeq lists its product as uncharacterized. Gene Ontology annotation, molecular function: oxidoreductase activity, acting on paired donors, with incorporation or reduction of molecular oxygen; monooxygenase activity; iron ion binding. The record is from RefSeq and is a predicted model, not a curated record. NCBI's taxonomy places the organism in Eukaryota, Fungi, Ascomycota, Sordariomycetes, Hypocreales, Nectriaceae. Bases 1 to 1470 code for a protein of 489 amino acids. The transcript is spliced from 3 exons.
AUGGGACCUAUUCUCGUAUUUAUAGCCAUUCUGGGCUUGUAUCUUGUCGGCAAUGCAAUUUAUUAUGUCACGCUGCAUCCGCUAGCGAACAUCCCCGGCCCAAAGAUCUGCGGGAUCACACGCAUCCCCUACUGGUUGGCUUCGCUCAAGGGCGAGGAUGUCAAAUGGAUGAAGGGCCUGCACGAUCGGUAUGGACCGGUUGUGCGCUUUGGGCCGACGGAUGUGAGCUAUACGGCUGGUGAGGCUUGGAAUGAUAUCCAUGGACCUAAAGUUACGGAGAAGGCGCAGGAGUUUUCUGUGCAGCCUGUCAACGGCGUUCCUAGUAUGCUUACGACUGAUACUGAGAGCCAUACUCGCGUACGACGGCUGUUUUCACCGGCCUUCUCAGAGCGCGCUCUGAAGCAACAAGAGCCUCUCUUCAAGAAGUACUCAGACCUUCUCAUGUAUAAGAUCUCAGAAGUUGGAAAUGAUGGUGCCAAACCAGUCGAGAUGACGCAACUACUCAACUUCACAACCUUUGACGUAAUGGCAGAGCUCUGCUUCGGACACCCUCUUAACCUCCUAGCACAGAACGAAUACAGCCCUUGGGUGAGAUCUAUCUUUGAGUCACUCAAGAUGUUGCCGAUUGCGUCUAUGAUCAACUACUACCCGAUUCUCAACGCGAUAUUCACUCGUUUUGAACCAAAGUCUGUUACACAACAGCGCGUCACGCAUUGCAAACACUCAGAAGAUCGUGUCAAUCAUCGAUUGGAGAAUGGUUCUGAUCAGCCUGAUGUUUGGAACUUGGUCAUGUCGGCAAAGGAGGGCAAGGGUCUUACACUUGAGGAGAUGCACUCUAAUGCGGAACUUUUCAUGCUUGCCGGAUCUGAGACAACGGCUACACUGCUGAGUGGUUGCCUUUAUAACCUGCUUACCUAUCCCGAAAAGAUGAAGACGCUACUUGAAGAGAUUCGCGGCAAGUUCACGAGUACCGACGACCUUACUUUCGAACGCCUCGCUGAACUCAAAUAUAUGAACGCCUGUCUCAAGGAAGCUCUCCGCGUCUACCCCCCAGUUCCCAUCGGAAGUCCACGAGUAGUCCAACCAGGCGGCCAGCAAAUUCUGGGCAAGUACAUCCCACCAGAGACACGCGUAUCAGUCCACCAUUACUCCACCUACCACUCUGAGUCUAACUUCAAGGACGCCGAAAGUUUCGUGCCUGAGAGAUGGCUCAAGACAGACUCAAAGUAUGCUGGAGAUAUGUGGGAGGCUCACCAACCCUUCGGAUUUGGACCUCGAAAUUGUCUUGGACAGAACAUGGCUAUGCAUGAGAUGAGGCUCAUUUUGGCGACCUUGUUGUUUAAGUUUGAUCUUGAGUUGUGCGAGGAGAGUCGGAAUUGGGCGGAUCAGAAGUCUUUUGCGCUGUGGAUCAAGACGCCGUUGAUGAUGCGGGCGAAGCCUGUUGCUACACAUACCAGGCUUAAUAUCUAA